AUGGAAGCCAUAUAAGGAAUAAUAGUAAACUGUAGUACGUCAUAAAGAAUGAAUGUAUAUGUAUCAUGAAUGAUUUUUCUAUGUUGUCAGAACUGUCAAUCUAUAUCUGAAUAAUGUAAUGUUUUCUUUAAUAGUGCGCGAGUGUCAUUCAAGUCUAUUUACGAAAUUUCCGUGUAUAUAUAUGCGAUGCGAAUUUGCUAGCGGCAAAUUGGGAAUAAUUAUUCGCCGUUUAUAACCUCUACAUAAUACGCUUUGUGUUGCAGCUCUACCGCACUACGCCAAGACCCAAAUAUCAGCUGAUCUGUUUUUAGGCGCAUGACAAAUCGUAACCGGUGGCAGAGAAUUGUCGAUGGAUAAUGAGUGAAUCCGAUGAUACGGAUGUCCUGCUCCUGAUCCCGCCUGAUAUAUUCCAUAUACAAUCUUCCGAUUCAGACACCAACUCGUGUGUUUCCGCAGAUCGCGGCAAGACUGGCGUUAUCUCAGAGCUGGUAGGACACAUGCAAUCAUUAGAAUCCCGUAUCACUGCUAUCGAAUCCAGAGACAACAGUCUGGACGUUUCUGUAUUAAACAAUUCACUGGACUCUCAGCCAGUUUAUGGCAGCGCAUCCUAUCCUUAUUACCGACAUACCUUGCCCAGAUUGUCCGUAAGUCAAAGCACCAGCUUGCAAAACACUCCAGUGAAACCUCCUCGUAAACCUCUGUCUGUACCUUCCACGCCCAGUGGGUAUUCAAAGCAGAACUAUACUAAUUCAUUGAGAAAUGACAUGAAGUCAGGAUGCUACGUCUCGACAGCUGCUACCUCUAAUUUGACUACUACUAACACUCUUGCUCGAGCCAAGCAUGAUACUCUAACAUCAUAUUCUGAUUUUUUUGUGGUGCCUUCUACUUCUUGUGGUACUGGGCUCUCGCAUGCUACUGCUAUGUCUAUGAAGAAGGAAUCCCAUUUAACUGUUUGUCCAAGUGAUCAUUGUACGAGUAAUUCAUAUUGUAAACCAUACAAUUCUUUACAUUCAGCAGUAUCCGCAUCAUACUUACCUAAUGUAUCGAUAGGUCAGCAGCACAAUCGUACUAGAAUAGUGCAAGAGAUGGAACUGUCAGAGGUUGAUGAGUUGCUUCAAGAAAUGGAAGCCACUGAAUUAGAAUUAUCAAAAAGAAUAAAUAGCACUGGCAGAUAUCAAUAUCAUAACGAACUGGCUCAUCCAAAAUCAUUGACUCAAACUGUUGAAACAGCAAGCAAUCAAGAGAAAGAGACACAACAUAAGCUUGGAGCAUAUAAAAAGUUAAAUUUUCUAUCAUGCAGCAAAGAGCCUCAACUCACUGAUACUUUAGCAGCAUUUUCUCAAAAGAAAUCAAACAAUACAUUCCCUGAAAUAUCAUUGCCUGAUUUAUACAGCGAUUCAUUCCACUUAAAUGAAUCUAACAAAAUGAUUUCCGAAUUUAAAACAUGGGAACAAAGUGUCCAACAACCUAUUGCAAAAGUAAAUGGAAUAGAAAACAGUAUACAAAAUGUAGAUCAUUUAUCUAAUGUAUCAUCAGCUACAAUUGACAAUGCUAAAUCAAAAGAACUGAUGUCAGAUCAAAAUAUUCUAACAAGAAGUGAAGCAAAUACAAACAAUGUACCUGCUCAAUCCAAAGGUUCUAUUACAGAUUCUCUAUUACAUAUUAGUGAUUCAAAAUUUUCUGAUGUGAUGCCAUUGAAAACUGUACAAUAUAGUAAUGCAGAGCAUUUACUGGAUUCUUGUAAAACGCUAUAUAAUGGAAAUGUACACGAUGACAGAGAAAAAUCAGUAUUCACUAAAAGUGCUGUACAUGUUGGUACAAACACAGAUCCUCAUUUAAGAAAAUAUCAACGAGUCUUGUCACUUUCGGAUUUCUGGGACACUCACCCAGCCAGAUCACAAGAAGAAACACUUAGAAUCAAAUUGGAAGAGGAGAAAUUUCGCAGAGAGCAUUGUGAACAUCUGAUUCAAGAAUUACAGAAACGGUUGUUGGAACAACAAGAGAAAGUGGCAGUAGCGGUCAGAAUUGACAAUGAGAAAAACGUUUUGAUAUCUCAAUUUCAUGUAGCUUGGUCUAAGUUGAAGCAACAAGUUGCAAUAUUAGAAGUUGAACAUAAAAAUUCGCAAACUAAUCUGCAGAAUGUCACAGAGAAACAUCAGGCUGAAAUCUCAGAACUUCAGACUCAAAUCAAACGACUUGAAGAAAAAUUAUCGAAAGCUUUAGACUUAGCAGCUGGAUAUAAAGAAAAGAGUGACACCACGAUUAAAGAAAAAGUUGAUCUAUUAAAAGCUCAUGCAGAUGAAUUAGAAGGUUAUAAAUUAUUAGUCCAAGAAGCAGAAAAUAGAUAUGAACAAAUAAAAGUAGAAUUUAAUAAAUUGUUAGAAAAAAAUCAACAAAGUGAGGAGACAUUAAGAACUGUUCAAUCAGAAUUAAAGAAAGAACGGUUGAGAGAGAAUGAAGUACGAAGCGAGAUGGAUGUUAUUCAUAAAGCAUUGGACACUUGUGAAGCCGAAUUAACAGUACUCAGACAAGAAAAAGAGAAUUUGCAACUUAAACUGAAAGAAGAGAUAAACAGAAAUUCUAUUUUAGAACAAAAGAAUUCAUCGUUGCUUGUAUCGAUCGAGGACGCUAAACAAGCAGAAAAAUUAGCUAAAGACGAAACAAAAUCUAUUGUGGAGCAAAAGGAAAAAAUCAGGGCAGAAUUGCAAGAAGUUUAUCAGAAACAGGUUGAUGAAGUGGUAAAAACAAAAUUACAAGAAUUUCAAAUGCAACUUGACACUGCUGAAUCAGAAUUUUUAGAAGAAUUGAAAACAAGACAGCAAGUUAUAGCUGAAUGCGCUGCUAGGAAAAUAAAAGAUGUUAUUGAUAAACAUCGUUUGGAAAUAAAUUUAUUAGAAGAAAAACAUAAAGAAGAGAAACGAUUGUACGAGCUACAAUUAGCUCAAGCUUUACAAAGAUCAUCUAUGUUAGAAACGCAUUUGAAUUCUCAGCGCACAACAAAAUCCCAACUUGCAGAACAAUUGCACUCUGUUAUGCAAAAACAAUGGCAGCAAGCUCUACAUAUUAUAUCAGGUGGUAAUACGGAUAACUUAUCUCCGAUUCAGAAAAUUUAUGCAGACAAACAUUUUAAUUCUAAAGGUCCAAAAAAGUCCGAAUCGAUGCCAAACUGUUAUACUAAACUUUCUCAGGAACCGAUAAAAUAUACGACUCAGUUAGAAACGCAAAACCCAAUGCAAUUGUUUGAAGAUCAAAACGAAAGUGUGAUUACAAUGAAUUCUAAUGAAAAUACAUCUUUAAUUAGUAGAAAGGAAUCGAAGAAUGAUCUUCGAAAAUAUGUAAAAAUGAUUGCAGAAAUGCAACUAGCAAAGGAAGAUAAAGAUCUAAAACCUAGAAGCAGCAUUUCAAGCCCGCCGUUAGAAUGUAGGGAAGUACCGCGAAAACAUUAUUUAAAAAAGGAAUUAAGUAUAAUGAGCGAAGAUAGCAUCAUGUGGCAACCAACUUCCGAGACUUCGCAUGAUGUUAGCGAACAUAUAUCUCUUCCGGAAAAAAUGAUUACGAAAUUGGAUCAGCAGAAAAGCAAGCCUCCUUGGAAAUGACGUAUAGCUUAUGAUAAUAAUGAUACCGAUGGUGUGGACGAACUCGAUUAAAUCUAUUAGAUUAAUUCGAUGCAGUGUACUUAAUUAGCUGUAAUACUUUUUAAGCGGAGAUUUUAUAAGCGAGAAAUAUCAACAUAUCAAUAUUUUUAUUAUGAAAAAUUUAAUAAAUAAAUUUUUUUAUACA
Messenger RNA from Nylanderia fulva, 3780 nucleotides. RefSeq names its product centriole duplication and spindle assembly protein centrobin (gene Cnb). Gene Ontology annotation, biological process: regulation of cilium assembly; mitotic cytokinetic process; centriole replication. Gene Ontology annotation, cellular component: centrosome; centriole. The record is from RefSeq and is a predicted model, not a curated record. NCBI's taxonomy places the organism in Eukaryota, Metazoa, Arthropoda, Insecta, Hymenoptera, Formicidae.